UAGCACUUCAGUCUUAGGUGAGAUACUUAGUGAAGCGUUUGUAUAAGCGCAACAUUGAGCUUCAAACGAUUUUUUAUUUCCUUUGCGUGAGGCUUACUCGCAAAUCGCCUGCCGCGCUUUAUUACUGCUAAACUUAGUUCAUUAGCCGUGUGAUGACUUGAGUGCAGAUACAUUUAUUAUACACAAUUUUAACGUGAAAAUAAAAUAACAAAAACAGUAAAAAUUGCAACAAAUCGCAUAUCGCUAACUCAGCUUGAAAAAAAUAAAACGUGCUUGAAAGUGUAUCUCUUAAGUUAGUCAGUAUGUCUAAUGCACGAAAAUUACUUUCAUAUAUUUUAAGAUCCCUGAAGAGUCUUUGGGUUAAGAUCUUAAUAAUAUUUAAAUAUCGAACCUCAUUGAAAUACCGUACUACAAGACAAAGUUCUGAUAAAGAUAAUACUAAUAAAACUUCGAAAUCGGAUUAUCAUAUUGUGCGCGCAAUUCCGGAAACCAAAGGUCUACCAGUGGUUGGUACACUUUUUGAGCUAAUGUCAGCAGGUGGAGCUGCCAAAUUACACGAAUAUAUUGACAAACGGCAUGCAGAACAUGGUCCCAUCUUUCGAGAACGUCUAGGCGGCAAACAGGAUGCUGUAUUUGUCUCAUCAGCAAGUCUAAUGAGAAAUGUUUUUCUUCAUGAGGGACAAUAUCCACAGCAUCCAAUACCAGACGCUUGGAAACUUUAUAAUGAAAAAUACAAAUGUGAACGUGGACUAUUUUUUAUGGAUGGUGAAGAAUGGCUACACAACCGACGUAUUAUGAAUAAAUUUCUAAUCAAUGGUAAUUUAAAUUGGAUGGACGCAUAUAUUGAAACUUCUACAGAGAAAGUGAUCAAUAAAUGGAAAAAGCAAUGCUUAGCUCUACAACCAGAAAGUGAAAAUUUUAUAAAAAUAUAUGAUCUAGAGUUGCAACUUUAUCAUUGGGCUGUUGAUGUUGUAUGUACUAUUAUGUUUGGACCCAAUUAUGAUAACAAUGAUGAAAUACUUACUGGUCUUUGUGACUUCUCUAGAGUAGUGAAUAAAAUAUUUAAAAGUAGCUCUAACCUAAUGAACUUUCCACCAAAGUUGGCAAAAUUAUUGAACUUAGAAAUAUGGACCGAGUUUGAGGAACAUGUCACCGAUGUUCUAUUUAGAAGUUCACAAAUAAUUGACUUGUUUAUAGAGCAGAUAAAUGAGGAAAAUGAAAAGGAAGAAGUACCAGAUACAGCACCUAUUUUUUUUAAACUUAAAAGUGCCGGCAUGAGUCAUGAAAUGAUCAAGCGUAUAUUUGUGGAUUUAGUUAUAGCAGCUGGAGACACUACUGCUUAUACAACCGAGUGGGCUUUAUAUUUGCUAUCACAGAACAGUUUGCUACAACAAAAAAUUUAUAAGGACAUACAACAAAAUGCAGCAGAAGCUCAGCUUGUUAAUGGGUUACUUAAGGAAACACUUCGUCUUUAUCCAGUAGCACCAUUUAUAGGUCGUUACCUAGCAGAUGAUGCCACACUUGAAGAUUAUUCUAUUGAAAAAAAUACCCUAGUUUUACUUUCACUGUACACGGCUGGUAGAGAUGCUAAACACUUUCCUCAACCCUUCACUGUUAUGCCGGAACGUUGGAAGCGUAAUGAAAAAACUGGUGAACUUAAAAAUGUUCUACAGGCCCAUGGUACACUACCCUUUGCUAUCGGUAGUCGUUCUUGUAUUGGCAGGAAGAUAGCAACAAAUCAAAUAAAAUCUUUUUUAACUGCAAUCUGCAAUAAUUUCCAACUAAAAUGUCUCAACGAGAAACCUAUUGAACGCAUCUUACGCUUGGUUACCGUGCCCAAUGAGCAAUUGAGAUUAUCUAUAAAAUUAAGACAAGCAUCGUAGAUUUUGUUAAAUUCACAUUCAUAUAUGUGGACACAUAUACUUUAUUUUUGAUAUAUUUAUAAAAAAUUUUAUGAUUUUUAUAUAAAAAAAUUAUCAACUUUAAAAUUUUAUGAAAAUAUAGCUAGCACU
Molecule: messenger RNA, 2012 nt
Organism: Teleopsis dalmanni
Lineage: Eukaryota; Metazoa; Arthropoda; Insecta; Diptera; Diopsidae
Gene: sad
Product: cytochrome P450 315a1, mitochondrial
Exons: 7
Coding region: 303-1883 (526 amino acids)
Molecular function (GO): heme binding; monooxygenase activity; oxidoreductase activity, acting on paired donors, with incorporation or reduction of molecular oxygen
Source: RefSeq, a predicted model, not a curated record